UGGAGUCACUGCUGUGCAGAGGGUCAGACAGAGGCCAUCUCCUUCUGCAGCUACAGAAACAUCUGCAAACAUAAAGUAACGUUUUUGCUGUGAUGGAGAAAUCUAAAAACUUCCGCAUCGAUGCGCUCCUGGCGCGCGACACACAGCACCGCACGAGCGCGCUCCCGGGAGCCUUUCCUACUGAUCCAGGUCAGAUCCACAGAAAAGAACUUCAUUCGAACAGUUCUCCCUGCAGACCCCCGUCCAAACCCAGCCUCCUCAGCCUGUCGGGCCUCGCGGCGCUGCAGCGCGCGGCUCUCAUCGGGGUCCACCCGCUGUUUCCUCUGGGGCCCUUCGAGCUGCAGACCCCCGCCUUCCUGCAGCCUGCAUGGGCGCAGCUGGCUCAGCAGCAUCCGGGCCAGAUGAAGGGGAUCCCCGCCGCCGAGGCGCCCCCCCUGGAGCCGUGGAUCGGAGGGGGAACCGGGACAACUGGGCUUGGAGAGUACGGAGCCCCCAGUCAGGCAGCUCUUCUGGGGAAGUGUCGGAGGCCGAGGACCGCUUUCACCAGCCAGCAGCUGCUGGAGCUGGAGAACCAGUUCAAGCUCAACAAGUACCUGUCCAGACCCAAACGCUUCGAGGUGGCCACGUCGCUCAUGCUGACGGAGACCCAGGUUAAGAUCUGGUUCCAGAACAGACGCAUGAAGUGGAAAAGAAGCCGUAAAUCCAAGGAACACGUCGCUGACACACCAAGAACCGGGGCAGACAACCAGAACGUCAAACCGGAUCUCGACUCUCUUUGCUCGAGUCCGGGGGAUGAAGAGGAAGCAGACGAUGAAGAUUACACAGAGGAUACAGGGAAAGAUUCCUUUGACUCUUUGACAACGUUCAUAAGAGGAGGAAUGGAGGACUACGUCAACCUGAAGGACGGAGCCCUGGGAAAAACCAAUCCAGUCUUUGUAUAGCUGUAACCGUUAGCGUCUGUUAUCAGAACACAGAGUGUCAUUAGGAGCUCCAUGAGGUGACAUGAAGAGGAAAUGAAUCUUCAGUGGGAGCAGGAAGUGCUGACAUCUGCUCAGGUGGAUGAUGCUGUUUACCUGGAUUUUAAUGCUUCUAUAAUAAUCCAUUCAGACCUUAUAACUAGAAAAUCAACUCUGCCACUUUAGUGGGAACAGCUGUACAAUCUAAUAAAACACAGUUCAGGAGGUUUUUGUAGGAUAAUAAAAUAUUAUAUUAGCUUUAUUUUGGAAUAUAAACAUUGUAUUUGUAUUUUAAAUAUAGUGGCUGGUGAGUUUAUCGUAUUUAUUUUUUUAGAUUUAGGUUUUCCAUGUAUAAAACUAAAGCAAAUGCUGGUUUGUCAUGUUUUUUUUAAUUAAAUUGGUUUUACUUGUAA
Oryzias melastigma (Indian medaka) is the source of this 1369-nucleotide messenger RNA. Its product is annotated as motor neuron and pancreas homeobox protein 1. Gene Ontology annotation, molecular function: DNA-binding transcription factor activity, RNA polymerase II-specific; sequence-specific double-stranded DNA binding. NCBI's taxonomy places the organism in Eukaryota, Metazoa, Chordata, Actinopteri, Beloniformes, Adrianichthyidae. The transcript is spliced from 3 exons. The record is from RefSeq and is a predicted model, not a curated record. Gene Ontology annotation, cellular component: nucleus. Gene Ontology annotation, biological process: spinal cord motor neuron cell fate specification; regulation of DNA-templated transcription; neuron projection morphogenesis. The coding region runs from base 93 to 941 and encodes 282 amino acids.